AUGCAGGCACGGUUGUCUCCUGCUCGGAUAGAGUCGAUCCUCGCUGUCAGGAGAGUCAAAGAGGGAUCUCCUCUCACAGGCGGGGGGCACUGUGUUCCACCCUCGCCUGGAGCUGUGGAAACUUUGGGUGUGGCCCCUGAGGGGGCACACCUUUUAGCUUCCGGUCUCUCAACCGAGGUUGUUGAGACCAUCCUCCAAUCUAGAGCUCCCUCUACGAGGAAACUUUAUGCCUUGAAGUGGAGGCUUUUCACUUCUUGGUGCGAACGCCACCAGCAGGACCCAGUUAACUGCCCAGUUGGUACAGUGCUGGAGUUCCUGCAGGAUAGGCUUUCCGCAGGGUUAUCCCACUCCACCCUGAAGGUCUACGUGGCGGCCAUUGCGGCCUACCACGCCCCUCUCGGUGGUCUCUCGGUGGGUAAAGACCCCCUUGUCUCUCGUUUCCUCCGCGGUGCACUGAGGCUGAGGCCUCCUGUACGUUCUCGUGUUCCGUCAUGGGACUUGUCGCUGGUGCUAGAGGCUCUCUGUAGGCCUCCUUUCGAGCCUAUUGAAGAGAUUUCCGAUCGUCACCUUACGAUUAAGACAGUUUUGCUCAUUGCUAUUACUUCUCUUAAGAGAGUUGGGGAUCUCCAGGCCCUUUCAGUGGCCCCUUCUUUUCUGGACUUUGCGCCAGGUUUGGCAAAAGCUUUUUUGCACCCUCGUCCGGGUUAUAUCCCUAAAGUCCCCUCCUCAGCACCACGGCCGGUCGUACUGCAGGCCUUUUGUCCUCCUCCCUUCCGGGAGCCCGACCAGCAGAAGCUAAACUGUAUGUGUCCAGUUCGAGCGCUGGACACAUACGUCCACAGAGCUGCCAUGUGGAGAAAAUCUGAUCAGCUUUUUGUUUGCUAUGGUCCGGCUAAGCGAGGCUUUCCGGCCACCAAACAAACUUUAAGUCGUUGGAUUGUGGAUGCUAUCUCUACUGCAUAUGAGUCCUCUGGUCUCCCUACUCCUUUAGGGGUCAAGGCUCACUCAACCCGGAGUGUUUCGGCCUCCAAGGCCUUCCUCGAAGGUGUCCCUAUUCAGGACAUCUGUAAUGCUGCGGGAUGGUCCACGCCUCUUACUUUUGUCAGGUUUUAUGACCUAGACUUACGAGUCUCUCCUGGCUCUUCCGUCCUUUGUCCUAGCUCUUCCUAGGCAGGGACUUGGCUUCUGGCGGCAUGGGCAUCUCGUUCCCCUAGCGUUUCGACGCGGCUCGAG
This is a messenger RNA of Labeo rohita (rohu), 1233 nucleotides long. RefSeq lists its product as uncharacterized. The record is from RefSeq and is a predicted model, not a curated record. The transcript is spliced from 2 exons. Gene Ontology annotation, biological process: DNA integration; DNA recombination. Lineage: Eukaryota; Metazoa; Chordata; Actinopteri; Cypriniformes; Cyprinidae. Gene Ontology annotation, molecular function: DNA binding. The coding region runs from base 1 to 1170 and encodes 389 amino acids.